This is a messenger RNA of Gregarina niphandrodes, 1120 nucleotides long. RefSeq names its product integrase core domain protein. Lineage: Eukaryota; Apicomplexa; Conoidasida; Eugregarinorida; Gregarinidae. The record is from RefSeq and is a predicted model, not a curated record. Gene Ontology annotation, biological process: DNA integration. Gene Ontology annotation, molecular function: nucleic acid binding. The annotation marks the transcript as partial. The transcript has a single exon.
AUGAUUGUUAGAAUCAAGAAACACUUCUACUGGCCUUUGUUAGCCAAAGAUUGCGUGGACUUUACCGCUGGUUGUCUUACUUGUCAACGACGUAUGAAUGUUGUCAAUCUGGUUGGUAAAGGUGUUUUGCUAUCCACGGACUUCAACAUAUUGGUAUCCGUUGAUGCCAUUGGACCAUUCAUGUAUAAGAAGAAGUCCUACAAUUUAAUCACCAUGAUCGACAACUUGACCAAAUGGGUUGAAGUUGGCAUACUCGAAGAUGGUACUGCCUUGACAGCAUGGAACUUGGUUUACUCCAUGUGGAUCUGUAGACUAGGCGUACCGAUGAAAAUGCUAACUGAUAAUGGAGCCAUGUUUACUGGAAGGGACUUUUGUGAUAAAGUCGAAUCAUUGGGCAUCCGAACCAGCAAUGCGACACCGCAAUAUCCUCAAGGUAAUUCGAUGGUGGAGUCAUUCCAUCAUUUCCUAAAAGGGGCAUUAUCCAGGACAAGUGUGAAUAAUUGGUCCUUUGAAGAAGUACUUGCCUCGGUACUUUAUGCGUAUCGAUCCACUCCGCACAUCUCUACUGGCGAAUCACCUUAUAGACUACUUACGGGGAAUGAUAUGGUACUGCCCCAUUUUCAAGCAUGGACGAACUAUGAGACUCUGGACUCACGAGCAGCACAUCGAUAUAGUCUCAUUACCCAGUUACGUUAUGAAGCGUUUGAACAGGCCAUUAGUCGACAAGCGUUAACAUCCACAAAGAAGGAUGACAGGAAGUUCGAACUCGGUGAUGUGGUGAUAUACCAAUUAACUAAGAAGGACAGUGAGAAGUUAGUAAAAUACUAUGGUACUGACAAACUCAUGCCUGCUUGGUCCGAACCCAUGCGAAUUACCAAAGUUCUACAUCCGCAACAAGGAACUUAUUUGCUUGAAUCUGUCUGGCAUAAAGGCUUUAAACGCCAGGUGAAUAAAACGCAGCUACGUUCUUUCUAUCCAAUGCCAGAUCCCAGAUUUGAUGAAUGGUACAGGACAGAGGCCGCUAGAGAUCGUCAGUAUCAGACACAAGGUUCAGCCGCUGAACAACAGCGUCGAGAACGGCUGGAAACAGCUGAGAAGUUGGGUGUCCGUGACGAACGUG